This is a messenger RNA of Heterobasidion irregulare TC 32-1, 1773 nucleotides long. RefSeq lists its product as uncharacterized. Gene Ontology annotation, biological process: peptidyl-serine phosphorylation; endocytosis; signal transduction. NCBI's taxonomy places the organism in Eukaryota, Fungi, Basidiomycota, Agaricomycetes, Russulales, Bondarzewiaceae. The record is from RefSeq and is a predicted model, not a curated record. Gene Ontology annotation, molecular function: protein serine/threonine kinase activity; ATP binding. Gene Ontology annotation, cellular component: nucleus; cytoplasm. The transcript is spliced from 6 exons. The coding region runs from base 1 to 1773 and encodes 590 amino acids.
AUGACCACGUCUACCGGCAGCACAUAUCGACUGGAAGUCGAGAUUGGAGUUGGUAGUUUCGGCUUUGUCUUCAAAGCGGAAGAUAUCUCGACUGGACGCGUCGUUGCACUCAAGAAAUCUAGGACAUCCCUCAAAGUCCAGCGAACCAUCCUCCAGCAUGAAGCUCGUGUAUUGGCGCUUGUUGCCGGACAUCCUUCCAUUCCCACUGCCUUUGCUUACGGGCGAUUCGAACACUUCGAGUACUUGGCCUUGGAGCUUCUCGAUGAAUGCCUCGGAAGCAUUGUCCCUACCAAGAAUGCGAGGUUGUCUCUCAGGUCUGUCUUGAAUAUUGCCAAUCAAUUGCUCUCCGCUUUAGAACACAUACAUAAACAUCGCAUCAUUCAUCGCGACAUUAAGCCCAACAAUGUCAUGGUCAACGAAGACUUCUCUGUCAUACAUCUGAUCGACUUUGGAAUUGCGCGGCCGUGUCCAGUGGGCGAGCCAAAGACUCUCGAUAUUUUCAGUGAGCGCAGUAAUGUCAUCGGUACACUCAGAUGGGCCAGCAUCAAUGCACAUCACGGUAUAGACCUCGGUCCUCGCGACGAUCUGGAAUCACUCGCUUACACGCUUCUCUUUGUGCUGCGCGGAGAACUUCCCUGGCAGGACCAUUGCUUCAGAGGAACCAUUUUUGGCAGGUACGCUCACAUUCGGGAGAAAAAGCGUGCUUGGACGGGAUCAAGACUGGCUGAAGGUCAUCAUCCCGUGUUCGGCCAGCUUCUAGACUACGCGCGCGGUUUGGAAUUUCGCGAGACCAUUGAUUAUGGGCGCUUUCGCGCUCAGAUUCAAGACCUUCAAAAGACAGCCAAUCUUGACGAUACGGACGUAGAAGCUUCGACAGAAUUGGUCAUGAAUCCGAAUCACAAAGCUACUAAUAAAUGCCCCGUCGAAGUGGGGCAGCUCAUACUCGUCCAAAUUGUGUCGCGGACGUCGAUCGAAGGAUAUAGCAUGGAGGCCAACGACCAGUCAUACUGGCACGACCCUGCUCUGUCCUCUGAAGAGUGGCGUACUUCUGCCAGGCCGGCAAUCGUCAUUGGCUUUCAACUUGAUCUUUCGACGUCUCUCUACAAGAUCCACGUUGUUUCGCUCGGCCAUGGCGUCCCAGCGGAUGGGAUUCUUACCGUCCCUGUUUCGAUGUCUCCGUUGUCUUCGGAUGAUGCCGGCACCGCAAUCGUCCCAGAACCUGCGUGGCCGAAAGCAGAGACAUAUUGCUAUGCAUUCCCUCGUGCUACUUGGUUUUACUGCCUUCCCAAUCAGACAAUAUCACCCGCGCAUUGGAUGAUCGAUGCAAAAGACGUCCGGGUUCUCGAGGAGAAGCUUGCGGUGCCGCCAGACUUCUUACAUUGGGCCGAGACGAAAGACGACCCCGAUGUACGCUAUGAUACGCGGAUGAAGGAAAUAGACUUUUAUGUCCAUGUCGCAACGCUCGGUCCAUCGGACCUCGAAUCAAGAGACGGAGACGGUCCUGUUGAUUGGAGCGGGGAACGUGGUUGGUUCGACGAGCGCGUGAAGAUUGCGAGGCGGCGAGUUUGGGACAAUGGCCGCAACUGGACUACUUCAAGCGAUGAUACCAAUAGCAGAGGGAUAGAGAUAUCGGACGUGACAGACAGUUAUGAUGAGUGGGACCGUUCUCUGUGGGAGGCUCGCCAGCGCGAGAGGGACCAAUCAUUGACUCUAGACCAGGAACAGCAACAGAUUGCAUUUGGGAAACUUGCGGACAUAGCUGAAGUUGUUUAG